Molecule: messenger RNA, 639 nt
Organism: Penicillium riverlandense
Lineage: Eukaryota; Fungi; Ascomycota; Eurotiomycetes; Eurotiales; Aspergillaceae
Product: H/ACA ribonucleoprotein complex subunit GAR1/NAF1
Exons: 5
Coding region: 1-639 (212 amino acids)
Biological process (GO): snoRNA guided rRNA pseudouridine synthesis; ribosome biogenesis
Cellular component (GO): box H/ACA snoRNP complex
Molecular function (GO): box H/ACA snoRNA binding
Source: RefSeq, a predicted model, not a curated record
AUGUCAUUCCGUGGAGGCCGUGGUGCUGCCGGUGGCGGCCGCGGUGGUUUUGGCGGCCGUGGAGGUCGCGGAGGCUUCCAGCAGUCGUUCGGUCCGCCCGCGCAAGUUCUCGAGAUGGGAACGGUCAUGCACGCUUGCGAAGGCGAAAUGGUCUGCGAAUCGAUCAACCCGAAGAUCCCCUACUUCAACGCUCCGAUCUACCUCGAGAACAAGACUCCCAUCGGCAAGGUCGACGAGGUUCUGGGUCCGAUCAACCAGCUGUUCUUCACCAUCAAGCCCCAGGAAGGCAUUGUCGCAACUUCGUUCAAGCCCGGCGACAAGGUGUUUAUUGGCGGUGAUAAGCUGCUUCCUCUGGAGAAGUUCCUCCCCAAGCCCAAGGCUCCAGGCGGUGCCAAGCCCAAGCGUGCUGGCGGUGCCCGCGGCGGUGCUCCUCGCGGUGGCCGUGGUGGCCGCGGUGGCUUCUCUCGCGGCGGCGGUGGUGGUUUCUCUCGCGGCGGCGGUGGUUUCUCUCGUGGCGGCGGUGGUGGAUUCUCCCGUGGCGGCUCGCGUGGUGGCUUCUCUCGCGGCGGCGGCGGUGGCUUCUCUCGUGGUGGUCCUCGGGGUGGUUCGCGCGGUGGUGGUUUCCGUGGUGGCCGGUAG